UCACGGAGGGCCCUGUGGGCAGGGUCUCUUUAAAGGCCCCGCCACCCCAGCUGGCAAUGGCCUGUGUCUCUGACCUGCUGGCUGCAGCUCACACCCGCUGUCCCACUCACCAUGGAGAAGGUCCUCAUCCUCCUGCUUGUGGUCCUGGCGGUGGCCCAUGCGGCUCCUGAGCGGGGAAUCAUUAUCAACCUGGAGAAUGGCGAACUCUGCCUCAACAGUGCCCAGUGCAAGAGCGGCUGCUGCCAACACUCGAGUGCUCUGAGCCUGGCCCGCUGUGAGGACAAGGCCAGCGAGAACAGCGAGUGCUCACCCCAGACCAUCUACGGCGUCUACUACAAGUGCCCCUGUGAGCGGGGCCUGACCUGCGAAGGGGACAAGUCCAUCGUGGGCUCCAUCACCAACACCAACUACGGCAUCUGCCUUGAUCUCUGAUCUUGGCCACCUUUGCUGUGGCUGGCCACCUCCUCGAGCAGUGCCUCCAAGAUUAAAUCAGGCUGUUGGCGAUUAAAGCCCUCAUGC
Molecule: messenger RNA, 519 nt
Organism: Ochotona princeps (American pika)
Lineage: Eukaryota; Metazoa; Chordata; Mammalia; Lagomorpha; Ochotonidae
Gene: CLPS
Product: colipase
Exons: 3
Coding region: 112-432 (106 amino acids)
Biological process (GO): response to food; digestion; positive regulation of catalytic activity
Cellular component (GO): extracellular region
Molecular function (GO): lipase binding; enzyme activator activity
Source: RefSeq, a predicted model, not a curated record